AUGGCCAAUUGGGAAAAUGUAAACGAAACCACACUAACCGACGCGAAAAGAAUCCGAAUCAUGUUUGAUUCAGUGCUUUUCUGUGCGAGACAAGGCAUUGUUAUGAAAGGACAGAUUAAAAAACCUAUGUACCAAUAUAGCGAUGAUGAAUGUGAUAACGAUGACCAGGUGACGGCAUUAUCAAGCUUCUUAUUGCGGGCUGCAAACAAUGAUUUCAAUCCAACAUCUGAAUUGAAAAGGCUGUCCAAUGCAACUGCCCUGACCAAACAAACGCAAGAUCGGAUCCUAGAAACUUGUCGAGAAAUGCUCACUUCCAAAAUAGUCGCAGAAGUAAAAGAAGCGCAGUUCUUUACACUUAUUGCUGAGAAGACCUUGAAGGAUGAUGAUGGGGUCCGCAUUCCACUGUUUGUCAGAUUUGUUGACAAGAACUUAAAAAUUCGAGAAGAGCUAUUGCAGUACGUCUCUCGUGGUACCCGUGGUCCUGAUGAAUCUUGGGGAGAAACUAUUGGCAAGAAUAUUGUACGUGUGAUUACAGAGUUAGGUUUGAGCAUGGAGUUCUGUCGAGGCUUAAACUUUGACAGUGGUGAUAAUGUACUCAAGGUUUCAGAAGUGGUCAGGAAAAUACAGGCUGAUUAUCCAAAAGCAAUAUAUGUCCAUGCAAGAUCUGAUCUUUUGAAUGUCCGUAUCGCGUCAACAUGUGAGAUAAUGUUUGUGUUUCACACGCUGUAUAAAAUAGAAUUCACAGCAAAGCUUUUCACAGAAGAGAAAGAAAUCAAGGAAUUGCUCGAAACUAUGAUCAAGGAAGUUAUGCCAGAUUCGGAGCGCUCACGUUUGAUUGAGCUGAGCCAAACCAAUUGGGGUGAAACAGCACAGAGGUUUGGCAAUUUGGUUGAGUUGUUUCCAGCAGUAAUUGCAACAUAUGAUGAAGUUUGUGAAGGUUCAUGGCGAAAAUAUAUUAGAGAUGACGAUAAAAGGUUUACAGCUUCUGGUAGGUCUCCAAUGUGUAUUACUACAGGAGGAAACCUAAACUAACCCCUUUACUCUACUUUAUUAUAAUAGUGCAGCCCUUAUUUUAUUGACAAUUUUAUUCAUUAAGGGGGAAGUGCUGCCAUUCAGUGGGCUAUAUUUCAAAGCUCUAUCCAAUUUGAAAUAUGUUUUAUUUUGAUACCAUCAGGUGUUUCAUUGGGGAUGCUCGAAUUUCAGUUCAUUAUAUGCAUGGUCAUUGUUACAAACUGCUUGGAGUUGACGCUCGAUUUAACAGAUGAACUACAGAAAGCUUGUUACAACUCUAGCACAAUCUGUGAAAAGGUGGGAGCUCUAUAAGUUCUAAGCUGUUCUCUUCAAAAGUCAUCUCUUAUUGUUUCAGUAUUACUUCAGGAGGAAACCUAAACAAAAUUAACUUUAUUUAUAUACUAAAUAGCUUGAAAGUGUUCCUAUUAAAACAUGGUUCACACUUGCAAUUUGGUCGGCUAUUUUGUGUUUCUCGUGGAUGCAAAUGAGUGAACUCACACACAAAAGUAUAUAGUCACUUUUCAGCUAGAAGAAGUAAACAAUUCUUUUGCAUGUCAUUCAUUUGAUCACAUUUUUUGCCAGGAGUAGAAAAAUCGCCGACAGAAUUGCGUAUGUGAACCACUGCUCUUAAAGAUCCAACAAAAUCGCAAAGUUUAAAUUAUCAGACAACUAAGAAUCAAACCACAUGGUCACAGGUUCAUACUGAUAACUUAUGAAACUUUUGCUAUUGAUUCUAUAGGUGGCAGAACUUCUGACGAGACUUGAUGAGCUCAAAUCCAACAUUGAAGAACGACACUCGGCAUGGUACGAGAAAGCGGUCGACUUGGCAACAAAAAUUGAUAUCAAACCAGAGAAAGAAAAAAUCUACGGCUCGAAACCCAAGACGACUCAUGACCCGAAUGAAUCUAUCUCUGAGCAUUACCUGAAAUUGAUCACCUUGCCAUUUCUUGACCACAUGAAAGCGCAAAUCGAGCUGCGAUUUUCACAAGCCAGCUUAGAUGCCUUGGAUGGCUUGGCAAUGAUGCCUAAUAAUGUUGUGAGCAAUCCAAAAUCAUGGAAAACAGCGGCCUCAAGGUUUAUGGAAAGGUAUAAGCACGACCAACCAGAUGAUAUCUAUUAUGAUGCAGAGCUUGGCCUUUGGGAAGCAUCUUGGGAAAUGUAUAAAGGUACACCACCCAAUACUGCCCUGGAACUGUUGUCAACCAUGGCCACAAAAUUCAAGUAUACGACUCAAGUCCAGACUGCAUUCAAGAUUUUUACCACCCUACCAGUUAUCCCAACCGAAUCUGAAACACCGAGGGUUAUGCCUUUUAUUCAUGAAGAGUUAUGCUUGUAUUCAAUGUCGGAUAAUUAUCUGAAUGCCCUCGCCUUGUUGAGCAUUCGAGGGAAAGAAUUGGAAACAGAAGAUGUUAUUGAGUGUUUUAAGAAGAAGUAUACUUUGCCAAUGAUGGCAGAUGCUUGA
This is a messenger RNA of Paramuricea clavata, 2473 nucleotides long. The record is from the annotation of a GenBank genome assembly. NCBI's taxonomy places the organism in Eukaryota, Metazoa, Cnidaria, Anthozoa, Malacalcyonacea, Plexauridae.